Messenger RNA from Vespa velutina, 3719 nucleotides. Its product is annotated as glutamyl aminopeptidase-like. Gene Ontology annotation, molecular function: zinc ion binding; peptide binding; metalloaminopeptidase activity. Lineage: Eukaryota; Metazoa; Arthropoda; Insecta; Hymenoptera; Vespidae. The coding region runs from base 157 to 2910 and encodes 917 amino acids. Gene Ontology annotation, cellular component: cytoplasm. Gene Ontology annotation, biological process: peptide catabolic process; proteolysis. The transcript has 16 exons. The record is from RefSeq and is a predicted model, not a curated record.
UAAUAUAACAUAUAGGACCUUUCGUUGAUUCACGUUAAUCUACAUUGGAUAUUAAAAUAAACAAAAGCAUUACUGUAAACUUAGAUUACGUUUAAUCGAUCACAUCGUAAAUUUAUAGAUAAUAGAAUAAAGAAAGUUUUUGUUUCGAGAAUCGUCAUGAAAUAUAAACGAUACUUUUUUUUAUUUUUAAUAACCUUCAAUAUUGUAUUCGGUCGAGCAAAAAUAUUCGAUAAAAAUCGGUAUGAAAUCGAACACAUGGAUGAUCGUUUGUCCAAGGACAUCGUACCAAAAAAAUAUAUCAUCGCAGCAUCACCUGAUUUCAUCGAAGAUAGGUUUUAUGGUGCUGUACAAAUCGAUUUAACAAUUAUGAAGGUUAAAGAUUAUAUAGUUUUACAUUCAAAAAAUUUAACCAUUACAUCGACUAAAUUGUAUAAAAGUGAUAUGCCAUAUGACGAAAUUUCAAUUGAUACUAUUUAUCCUAUUGAAGAAUAUGAAAUGAUAGUAAUCGAAAUUACAAAUAGCUUAAAACCUGAUAAUUAUAUCCUAAGAAUGAAUUACAGUGGUACAUUAAGUAAUAAGAUCAAUGGAUUUUACUUGAGUAGUUAUACAGUUAAUUCCGAAAAUGAUCGUGUCAGAAAAUUAGCGGUCACACAAUUUGAGCCAACUUAUGCGAGAAAAACAUUUCCUUGUUUCGAUGAGCCAGCAUUUAAGUCUGUCUUUCAUAUUCGUAUCGUUCACGAUGGAAAAUCGAAUUAUCAUGCUUUAUCUAAUAUGCCGAGUAUAAGAGUCGAUAAAGCAGAUGAUAAAAGCGAUUUGAUGGUAACAACUUUUGCACCUACUUUACCGAUGUCGACAUAUCUCGUGGCUUUUCUAAUAAGUGAUUUCGAGUGUCUAACCUCAAGUGCAGAUUCAUUAAACGGAACUAGAAUACCGCUUAGUGUUUGUAUUAGAUCGGAUUACAAGAGUAAAGUGCAAUUUGCUUUGAAUAUUGCUGCCCAAGCUAUCGAAUAUUAUUCGAAUAUUUUGAACAUCGAUUAUGCUCUCCCAAAAUUAGAUCUCGUCGGAAUACCGGAUUUUGCAGCUGGUGCAAUGGAAAAUUGGGGUUUAAUAACGUUCCGUGAGACUGAAGUGAUCUACAGCGAGGAACAUAGCUCAUGCGAAAACAUAAAGAGCGUUGCUCUCACAGUGACCCAUGAAUUGGCACAUAUGUGGUUUGGAAAUCUUGUUACAAUGAAAUGGUGGAACGAUCUUUGGCUCAAUGAAGGUUUUGCAACUUAUAUGGAACACAUUGCCGUCGAUUUUAUUUUUCCCGAAUGGAAUCAGAUGCAAAUCUUCCCAUUGGAUACUAAAUACACAUCGAUGAUCUAUGAUAUGAAAAAAAAUGCACACCCAAUAGUUAAUCGUCUUGAAGCUUCCGAUGAAAUAGGUCAAAUGUUUGAUCGUAUUUCUUAUCAAAAAAGUGCUGCAGUAAUUAACAUGUUAGAAGAUGCAAUAGGCAAUUUAAAAUUCAUCUCUGGAAUUAGAAGUUAUCUUAAGAUGUAUCAAUUUGCUAAUGCCGAAUCGAAAGAACUUUUUGAGCGUUUAAACGAGGAAACUAAAAAUUUCGUAAAUCUAAUAGAUUUUUUAAAUCGAUGGACAAGAUUACCUGGAUUUCCUCUCGUUAAAGUUCAACAAAAGGAUAGAUCAGUGAAAUUGUCUCAGGAACGAUAUAUCGUUGAUAAAAAACAAGAGGAAUCGUUCACAGAAAGUUGGGACAUUCCUUUGAAGUAUAUAACGAGUCGAAAAGAAGACGGUAUCAAUUUCGCUUGGUUCCUUGCUAAUUAUUCUUGCGUCGAAUUGGUCUUAGAAAAGUCAGUAAAUUGGGUAAAAUUGAAUCACAAUUCGAUUGGUUAUUAUAUCGUUAAUUAUACUGAAGAUAAUUGGAGAACGUUCACUGACUUACUAUUGACUAAUAUCCAAGUUCUGGAUCCAGUAAAUCGUGCAGAUUUAUUGCACGAUGCAUUUAUUUUAGGUGAUAAUAACGAUCUAUCAUAUCAUAUCGUUUUGAACAUGACCACUUACCUAAAAAACGAGAGUGCUCUUCAACCUUGGAUAGUUGCUGGUCAAUGGAUCAAUCAUGUUAACAGAUUAUUUCGUUCGACUAAUUUGCAUCGUCCGUUUCAAUCCUAUGUGCAACGUCUGAUCGAUAAAAUUUAUCAACAAGUUGGAUGGAAGGUUAACGAGAAAGAAGAAUUACCACACAGAGAAUUACGGGUAGUUAUUCUGAAGAUAGCAUGCAGUGUAAAAUUCGAUCAUUGCUUGGACACAGCCAUUAUGAAGCUUAAAAAUUUCGUUGAUAGUAAUGCCACGCAAAAAUUGCAUCCUGACAUUCGUUCUAUCGUUUAUUCCUAUGGUCUCUUUUUGCCAAACGAGGAGGCUGAACCGAUAUUCGAAAAAAUGUGGGAAUUCUUUUUAAGAGAGGCAGACGUGCAAGAAAAAAAAAGAUUGUUGAUAAGAUUAGCAGCUGUUAGAAACAAGGAUAUUCUCAAUAAAUAUCUUCUGAAGAUACAGGACGAGAAAGUUGUUCGUAGGCAAGAUUUUUUUGAAGUCAUCAGUAAUAUCGCUCUAAAUCCAGUUGGUCUUGAUAUAGUCUGGGACUUUUUUAGAAAUCAUUGGGAAAAUUUAAUCGAAAAAUUUGCAUUAAACGAUCACGCUGUGGAUGCAGUUAUAGGAGCAGCCAUCUCUUUAUUCAAAGAUGAAGAAAAAUUGAUGGAGGUAAAAAAUUUCUUCGAUAAAUAUCCAAACAUUGGUCCAAAUGCAAAUAUGAAGAAAAAUGUGAUUGAAGAUAUUGAAAGUAAUAUCAAAUGGAUAAAAAUGAAUUUGUGGCAAUUCGAACAAUGGUUAAACGAAGAAGGAACUUAUUUUACAUAGAACUUUCAUUAUAAAAUAUAAUUGUUUUUUUUUUUUUUUUUCAUUGUUCAUUUAAUUAACUGUUUGAAUGAUGUUAUAUAUCCUCAGAAUGCAUCGAUACAUAACUCGAUAUUAAAAAAUUAAUAUACAUUUUAUUAUCAAUGCCAGAAUUUGAAUAUUAUCAUCUGAUAUAAUCUUAAAAUUAUAACAAAGAAAGUUCUCUUAAAAAAAAAAUCAUAAAAUAUAUAUAUAUAUUACAUAUCAGCUGUACUCCAUUUGUAUGCUUCCUCUUGCAAUGCUGUUUUUGCAUUUUGUGCUUCGAACCAUUUCUUUUCGUAUCCGUUGCUCCUAUCGACUCCGUCCCAACGAUGACCAGGUUUGAUACCAAAACGAUUAGGCGUAAAAGAUCCUUGGUAUCGUAGUUCAUCUAUUAAGAUAUUUACAUUGUCUAUUAUUAUAAUGAACUUUUAUAUUAAUAGUGAUUAAUAUUUAACAAUUAAUUCGUCUGAUUGUACAAAAAAAAAAAAAAUAAAAGAAAAGAAAAAAAAAGAAAAAAAACAAAACAGUAUAUAACUCACCAGGUUUUAUUUUUCCUUCUUUUAUUUUUUUCUUCCUAAUAUAUUCCAACAUCGGAUCACCUUCUUUUUCUUGUUCCCUAAGUGCUUUGUCUAAAUCAGCAUCAUCCGCGUAUCUUGCCAAUGGUUUGCUUAUUUCAUGAAGAUAAUUCUUUAAUUUUUCUUCUUUAUCUUCUACUUGUUUCAAUCUAGAGAAAAAAAAAAGAAAAAAGAUAAAAAUUGUUUUGAAAAUAUCAUUUUAAUAAAAUUAUAAUA